AUGGACCAGAUUCCGGGCAUUCUAUAUGCCGAUGAGGACUUUACCACAUGGCUCAUACUCGGCGCCAGCAGAGGUAUAGGGCUAGAGUUCGUCAGACAGCUGUUAAACAAGAACGAGCGCAUCAUCGCUACUGUACGGGAGCCUUGGGCUGGUCAUGCCAGUGGUUUGUGGGGACAAGCGGGGAGCGAUCAUGGCCGAUGCCAAAUGUACACAUGCGACAUCUUGUCAGAGCAGAGCAUCGAGAAAUUCGUUGCGCAACUGGCAAUGAUACCGAACCUGAAGAUAGACUAUGUUGUACUAAACGCAGGAGUUCUAAGGUACCCGAAUAGGGCCACUGAGCUGUCGUUCGACGAAUUUGCUUUCCACUUGCACACCAACACUAUCGGGCCUAUUAUCACAGCACAGAAGCUACUUCAAACAAAUAUCCCCAUUGGCACCAUCACCUUCAUGUCCAGUGACUCGGGCUCUCAGGGUAACUUCCGCGAAAUGGAAGAUGGCUUUGCUGCAUAUGCUGCCUCCAAGGCUGCACUCAACAUGGCGGUGAGACACAUGGCCGCCGAGCUGAAGAGAAAAGACGAUGAUACCAUCAUCUUGUGCAUGCACCCAGGAGAAGUUGCAACAGACAUGGCAAACGUCCAACUGCCGUGGGAAGUUCAGGGCAUAAUCACGCCAGAGGAGUCGGUCAUGAAGAUGAUUGAGGUGAUCAAAAGCAAAGGCAUACAGCACAGCGGCACUUUCUGGACCUAUGAGAACAAGCCGUAUGUUUGGUGA
Messenger RNA from Alternaria atra, 771 nucleotides. RefSeq lists its product as uncharacterized. The record is from RefSeq and is a predicted model, not a curated record. The transcript has 5 exons. Lineage: Eukaryota; Fungi; Ascomycota; Dothideomycetes; Pleosporales; Pleosporaceae. Bases 1 to 771 code for a protein of 256 amino acids. Gene Ontology annotation, molecular function: oxidoreductase activity, acting on the CH-OH group of donors, NAD or NADP as acceptor.